AUGGCUACGAGCAUAAAAGUUUCGAAUAUCAGUUGCACCGCCAAGUCGGGCGAGGUGGAUGAGAGGGUGCACAGCGGGGUUGGAGAAGUGAUCGAAUUGAAGAAGCCCUUCUCUCGAUUAACAAUUCUGUCUCUGACGGUCGUCCUGAUGGCAACAUGGGAGGCAUUUUCCGGUACGAUGGCGGCGGGUCUUGUCAGUGGUGGCCCUGUUUCUUUGGUCUAUGGGUAUCUUUUGGCAGUCGUUGACUCCACCGCAACCGCAGCGUCUUUGAGUGAAAUGGUAUCGAUAUACCCCACUGCUGGCGGCCAGUAUCAUUUUACAGCAAGAUUUGCGCCAGAAAGGACAUUCGGAUGGGUGUCAUUCACUGCUAGUGCCCCUUACCUCUCUGCCAGUAUGCUUCAGGGCCUGCUAGUACUCACCCGCGAGACGUAUCAGCCCCAGCGCUGGCAUGUAUCUUUGAUAUACUGGGCUCUGGUCGGGCUGGCCGCCGUGCUGAAUGUGUGGGGUACUCGUCUGCUAUCCUUGGUGGAGACUAUCUCACUGUUUAGUCACUUGGUGGGAUUUGUUGCUAUUCUGAUUGCUGAGUGGGUUUGUGCGCUGGCAAAACACGAUGGUCAUUUCGUCUUCACGACAUUCAUCAACAGCACCGGCUGGUCUACUGACGGACUGGUGUGGUGUCUGGGCAUGCUCUCAAGCUGCUAUGUUUUGACAGGCUACGAUGGAGCAAUACAUCUCUGCGAGGAGAUGGCCAAGCCGACGACGACCGUUCCAUAUUGCAUGCUUGGCUCCCUGGCUAUCAAUGGCAUCCUCGGUUUCGUGUUCCUGGUCACUUUUCUCUUCUGCAUGGAAGACAUGGAGAGUGCACUAGAAACAGCUACAGGAUAUCCGAUAAUUGAGAUCUUCCGCAGUACAACCCGAUCUUCGGCCGCGAGUUGCGUCAUGACGGCUGUUUUCAUCAUUACAGCCUGGCUGGCCACAAUUGCGCUGCUGGCGUCAACCUCUCGAAUGGUCUGGUCACUGGCUCGAGAUAAAGCACUCCCAUUUCCUGCCUAUCUUUCUCACGUUGAUGAUCACACCCACCUACCAACGCGUUCUAUCCUCGCCACCACCGGCCUCCUCGUUCUGUUCGGACUGAUCAAUAUUGGAUCGACCACGGCUUUCAACGCAAUCCUCUCUCUCGCUGUUCUCGAGCUGCACGUCUCCUAUGUUGUUCCGAUUAUCUUCUUCUUGUGGCAUCGCAAUUGCCUACCGCAGAGCCUGCAGACUGGACCGUGGAGCCUUGGUCGGGGUGAAAUCAUCGUCAACAUUGUUGCCAUUGUUUAUCUCUGCUUCACGAGUAUUUUCAUGGUCUUUCCCGCUUACCGGCCGGUUACUCCCUCGAAUAUGAACUACGCCCCGUUGAUCUUCGGGGCUGUUCUGCUGUGGAGUGGCGGGUUUUGGUUAUGGCGAGGUCGCAAGGAAUAUGACGGACCUGUGGUUGUUCUGGCCGAUGGAUGA
Aspergillus uvarum CBS 121591 is the source of this 1497-nucleotide messenger RNA. RefSeq names its product putative GABA permease. The record is from RefSeq and is a predicted model, not a curated record. Gene Ontology annotation, cellular component: membrane. Lineage: Eukaryota; Fungi; Ascomycota; Eurotiomycetes; Eurotiales; Aspergillaceae. The coding region runs from base 1 to 1497 and encodes 498 amino acids. The transcript has 8 exons. Gene Ontology annotation, molecular function: transmembrane transporter activity. Gene Ontology annotation, biological process: transmembrane transport.